AUGGAAGAAACCAUAGCAAGAAUCCUCACAGACCUUGAAAAAAUCAAUCAAAUCCCAAACACUCAAAGCCAAUCUCUGGUCAUUUCUCGCUCUACUCUCUUAGAUCUCCAAUCCCUUUUAUCCACAAACGACCCAGGCCUCCUUUCCCAGUUCUUCGAUGACCUCCCUUCGAAAAGUCUCUCUCCUUCUUCUCUCACUAACUCAUUAUCUUUCACGAUGGAUUCUGCCCCCUCCCAUCGUCUCUCUCUCUUAGCUUCCAAAGUCUACCUCUCUCUUCUUCUCUCCCCAAAUUCCCCUGUUUUCACUCUCUUCACUCCCAUUUCCUUCCUUUCUCUCCUCCGCUCCCUUCGUCGUGCUUUCAAAAACCGUCCUUUAGCCCAACCUGAUGAGUCGCCCCCUUCCCAGGUGCCGCCUAAUCGGAAGAGGAAGGGUGGGGGGAAGGGUCGUGGAAAACGGAGUAACGUCAGGAGGUCGGGGGGUCAUAGUGAAGGAGAGAGUGAAGAGAGUGACUCUCUGGAUAUAAAGGAAGUCUUCUUUGUGUUUGAAAUGUUGGUUUCUGUUUUGGGUUUGAUUCAUUUGGAUAGGUUUCCUGAUAGUUUGAAGUCUUUGAUACAAACUGUAGGUGAAAUUCCUUUGAUGGCAAUGGAAAAGUUUGGGAAUUUGGGUAGUUUUAAUCGGUUAAUGCAUUUGUGUUCGUGGGUUUUGAGUGAAGUGUUGAGGUCUGAACAUGGAGAGAUGGCUAAUACUGCAGCUGAGGUUUUGAAAGCUUUAUCACCAUUGAUCUUAAUGGUUAAAUCACAAGCAAGAAGCUUCGCAUUGGGGUUUGUGACAAACACCAUGAUCGAAUUGGGAAAUGAGAGUGACGGUGUUAAGAAAGCUGUUGUUAAUUUUCCUAGGUAUUUGGCUCAGAAGGCGCCUGAGAAAGCUGAGCCGCGGGCUUUGGCUGUGGAUUCGAUUAUGGAGGUUGUUAAAGUGAUGGAAUUUGAUGAUCAAAUGGGGUAUAUAGCGUAUGUGGUGAAGAUGACUCAAGGGAAGGCUAAUUUGAGGCUGUUAGGUGUUGAUCUUAUUGCAAUGAUGUUAAUGUCAUUGACGGAUCCUUUAGGGGUGGAUUCGGAUGUUGAAGUAAGGGAUCCUUGGGGAACAAGGUGUUUGGGAGCUUUGAUUCUGAGAUGUUCUGAUUUGAGUGCUGGAAUUCGUGCUCGAGCCCUAUCAAGCUUGGCACAAGUUGUGGGGUUUUUAUCUGGUGAUGAUAGGAACAAAGGUAUUUUGAAGGAAGUGAUGGGGUUCGGUGAAGGUGGGGAGGAGAGGCCAGAGGGUGGAAUGAAUGAUCUUUUGAGGAAGAGGUGUACGGAUGAGAAGGCAGCUGUUAGGAAGGCAGCGCUUCUUCUGGUUACCAAGCUGACAACCCUUUUAAGUGGUUCUUUUGACGGAGUCGUGCUCAAGACCAUGGGUAUGGCUUGUUCAGAUCCACUUGUUAGCAUCCGUAAAGCUGCCAUUUCAGCUCUUUCUGAGGCCUUCAGGACAUUUUCAGAUGAAAGUGUGACAACUGAGUGGCUACAUUCUGUUCCACGUUUAAUAAGAGAUAAUGAAUCUAGCAUUCAAGAAGAAUGUGAGAACUUGUUCUUGGAAUUGGUUUUGGACCGGGUGUCUAGGGCAGGAUCAGCUUGCCCAACCAAGAAAGGAUCUAUUUUGCCUGAUUCAAAUUUAACAGCCCAAAGUGUAGAAAGGGAGAUGGAAUUGUUAUUCCCUGAAGGGGUAUUAGGUCUUUUGCAAGUCAUCUGCGAUGGGGAGGUGGCUCCAUGGGUGAAGAAAAUUUGCACAAGCCUGGGUACAAAGAGACGACUGAAGCCCAAGAUUGCUAGUGCUCUUCAAAAUAUUAUAAGGACAUCUGAAUCUCUCUGGUUGAGCCAUUCCAUGCCAAUUGAGAAGUGGACAGCCCCAGCUGGUGCUUGGUUUCUUCUAUCGGAAGUGUCCGCAUAUCUUUCAAAAGCUGUGGACUGGGAAUUCCUCCAUCACCACUGGCAGCUCCUUGACAAGCAUGGAGCAGAAGGUGAGUUCCAAAGCCCACUUAGGCAAGGGAAUGGAGAUGAAGAGCGCAUAGAAUCCAAAUCAGUUGCAUGGGCAGGAGAUCGUGUUUUCCUCUUGCAAACCAUCUCAAAUGUUUCUGUGGAGUUGCCUGCUGAACCUGCUGCUGAUUUAGCCCAUAACUUGCUUAAAAGAGUUGAAAAAUUCAGUAUGCAUUCCACAGAGGUUAAUGCCCAUGUAAAAGCUCUUAGAACAUUGUGCAAGCGGAAGGCUUUAAAUCCUAAGGAGGCUGAUCAACUUGUCGUGAAAUGGGGACAGCAGCUUCUGUCUAAAGCAUGUAAAAUUCUAGAAAAGUACAUUUCUGAGAGUAAAGAAGCAAAAAAAAGUAAUUGUUUCUUUACACCACCAAGAAGUGGUAGUAGAAAAGGCAAGCAAGCAACAAGCGCUUCCAGGCUACUGUCAAAAGCAGUCACCGCUGUUUAUACUGUUGGGUCUUUGGUUGUUGUCUGUCCUUCUGCUGAUGUGAGCACCAUUGUUCCACUAUUAUACACAGUAAUAACUUCAGGGAAUUCCAAUCCAAAGUUAAAUAAAUUACCAGGGCCUAUGGUAUCUUUGAAGCAGACUGCCCCUUCUUUGUAUAUUCAAGCGUGGUUGACAAUGGGGAAGAUUUGCCUGGCUGAUGGGAAACUUGCAAAAAGUUAUAUUCCUCUCUUUGUGCAGGAACUUGAAAAGAGCGAUUGUGCAGCCCUUCGCAACAACCUUGUUGUGAUGAUGGCAGAUUUUUGUGUUCGCUAUACUGCUCUAGUUGAUUGUUAUAUACCAAAGAUCACCAAGUGUCUCCGUGAUCCAUGUGAACUUGUCAGAAGGCAGACUUUUAUACUGCUCUCAAGGUUGUUACAGAGGGACUAUGUGAAGUGGAGAGGAGUGCUAUUCCUUCGGUUCCUUCUGUGUCUUGUUGAUGAAUCAGAAAAGAUACGACAACUUGCUGAUUUUCUCUUUGGAAGUAUUUUGAAAGCGAAAGCUCCUCUUCUAGCUUACAACAGUUUUGUGGAAGCCAUUUAUGUUCUGAAUGACUGCCAUGCUCACAAUGGACAUAAUGAUUCUAUGAAUUCACAGACAGAGAGUCAACUUUUCUCCAUCAGGGGUAAUGAUGAUAGGUCCAGAUCUAAAAGGAUGCGUGUCUAUGUGUGUUUGCUGAAACAAAUGGCUGCAGAGCACCUUUUGGCCACUUUUGCGAAGUUAUGUGCAGAGAUUCUUGCAGCUGCAUCAGAUGGUAUGCUCAAUAUAGACGAUAUAACUGGACAGUCCGUUCUGCAGGAUGCUUUCCAAAUUCUUGCCUGCAAAGAGAUCCGAGCCUCAUCCAAUCGUGGAUCUGGGUCUGAGACAGCAGAGGUAGAGGAAGAAGGUGGAGAUAGCAGCGCCUCUGCUGCUGCUGCCAAAGGAAGGGCUAUAACACAGGCAGUCAGAAAGGGUCUCAUUCAAAACACCAUCCCCAUCUUUAUAGAGCUAAAACGGCUAUUAGAAAGCAAGAAUAGCCCUCUCACAGGUUCUCUCAUGGAAUGCAUGCGAGUCCUUCUCAAGGACUACAAGAAUGAGAUCGAUGACAUGUUGGUUGCGGAUAAACAGCUUCAGAAAGAGCUCAUAUACGAUAUGCAGAAAUAUGAAUCAGCAAAGGCCAGAACAACAGCCGCAGAGGCAGUUGCCACCAUGCAAAAUCAAAGUGGCUACCAAUCACCUUGUCUUUCUAAAGGAUCAAGUGGAACUCAUGCCAAAAACAAGCUGAGCCACAAGUUGCAGAGUAAUUCAAAAGUGGCUUCUGCAAUGGCAGAUGCAGCCGCCAAAGCCACUGCUCGGUCAGUACUAAGGGAGGUGAACAAGGGAGCAAUGACACCUCCACUUAAUUCCAUCAGCAUGCCAAAACUCAAGUCUAACCAGGUAGGAGGAAGCAGUGUUCAAAAUGAUCGCCCAUUAGAUGUAUUGGAAUCCUUGAGGAGACGACAGUCCUUCAAUUCUGACGAUGAAAACUGAUGUUUCAGAAUCCACAUUCUCCCAUCUGGGCACCAGAUGUAAAUAGUGAAUAUAAUUCAACUUUUUUAUGUUUUUAGAAGUAGUUUUACUUACCCAAUUUCCAUUGACAAUCCUUCAUUGCCAUGCCACAGGCAUGUUAAUGUACAGGGAGUACGAGUUCAAUAGUUAAAGAUGUAUGGACUCAAAUGACGGAACAGUGUUUAUAAUCAAUUUAGUGAAAACUUUGCUGUUCUCUGCAGAGACUA
Molecule: messenger RNA, 4298 nt
Organism: Theobroma umbraticum
Lineage: Eukaryota; Viridiplantae; Streptophyta; Magnoliopsida; Malvales; Malvaceae
Product: binding protein
Biological process (GO): mitotic chromosome condensation; meiotic chromosome condensation
Cellular component (GO): condensed chromosome, centromeric region; condensin complex
Molecular function (GO): histone binding
Source: RefSeq, a predicted model, not a curated record